Molecule: messenger RNA, 636 nt
Organism: Mesorhabditis spiculigera
Lineage: Eukaryota; Metazoa; Nematoda; Chromadorea; Rhabditida; Rhabditidae
Source: the annotation of a GenBank genome assembly
AUGCACCGAGCUGCCCUCCUCAUCGCCGCUUGCGGUCUCGCCAUCCAGCAAAUCGAAGCCGCUACUUGCCCACCGCUAGCCGAUCCAGACCGUAUAGCACUAGGCGCACCCGACUCCGUCAACUUCGACCCGCCAAAGUGCACCACUGCCGGGGAAUUCUGCUACGACGUCGGCAUCGCAUUGUGCUUUUUUCCUGCCCGAUGCCCCACGCUGGACCCUGCAGCCGGACUGGUCAAAAUAGCGGCGAGCACCCCCGACAAGACCACCGACCCAGCCAACUGUACCACCGAUGGAGAGAAGUGCUAUAACGACGGAACCGCCGAUGGUUGCUACGCGCCGCCCACGACGACAAUGUUGACCACCGCUGCCACAUCCGAGGCGACUGGCAGCACCGCCGCCACCGGAUCGACCACCGCCACCGGAUCGACCACCGCGUCCGGCGAGUACACCGGAAGCUGUGUGGAUUCCAACACCAACUGCGCGACUUGGAUCAAGAACGGUUUCUGCAACAACAACGCCUACACGACGCUCCAAAAGGGACAGUACUGUGCUAAGUCUUGCAACCUGCAGCCGGCUUGCGCUGGAGGUGGCGGCGGUGGUGGUGUUGUCACCGGAUGCAGCGACGAUAGCGCCAAG